Erpetoichthys calabaricus (reedfish) is the source of this 2929-nucleotide messenger RNA. Its product is annotated as zinc finger protein 260-like. Lineage: Eukaryota; Metazoa; Chordata; Cladistia; Polypteriformes; Polypteridae. Gene Ontology annotation, biological process: regulation of transcription by RNA polymerase II. Gene Ontology annotation, molecular function: RNA polymerase II cis-regulatory region sequence-specific DNA binding; DNA-binding transcription factor activity. The record is from RefSeq and is a predicted model, not a curated record. Bases 162 to 2255 code for a protein of 697 amino acids. The transcript is spliced from 3 exons.
UUUUUUUAUUUCAGGCACUGUGCGACUUUCUGAACUUGAACUUUUGAGUUUCUCUGCCUCUCCUGUCACUCAAUCAACUUUCGUUUGUUAUUUAUAUCACUGCUUAAACCAACAAAUAGGAGAGACAGAGAGAAAACACUGCCCUGUACUGUUAGGCCUAGAUGGGUGUGAAAAAGGAGGAAUGUGAGGCCGACAUGAAUAUUCUGGAGAAAAGGACCCCACAUGUUAAGGAGGAGGACUGUGAAUGGGAGUGUGUCCAACCUAAACAGGCGAGUCUGGGCAUUAAGGAUGAGGAAUGUCAACUGGGGUCAGUGGGCAUUAAAGAAGAGACUGAAGAGACGUCUGUCAGCGUUGAAGUACACAAAUAUAAAAGAACUGAGAGUGUGAAGGAAGACAAACAAGAUGGAGCAGUGACUGAGUUUGUCUCUUCUCAAAGCAAACACUGUCCAUCACCAGAGUCUUCUAUCAAUGUGAAGGCUGAAUCAUUAGAGUCUGACACAAAGAGGACUGAGGAGGUUUCAUCUGUUAGAACUCCAGAAGAUCAGCCAUCAACUUCGGGUAAAUCCAGAACAGGAGACCAACAUCCAUGCUGUUCUGAAUGUGGCAAACAGUUCAAGUCCAGGGGAUAUCUUCAGAUCCACCAAAGAAUUCACACAGGAAUAAAGCCUUAUUGCUGUUCUGCAUGUGGCAAGAAGUUUUUGCAAAAGGGUACUCUUCAUAGACACCAAAGAGUUCACACAGGAGAGAAGCCUUAUUGCUGUUCUGAAUGUGGCAAUCGCUUUUCACAAAAGCGUGGUCUUCUGAGACACCAAACAAUUCACACAGCAGAGAAUCCUUAUUGCUGUUCUGAAUGUGGCGAGAGUUUUUUGAAAAAGACUGAUCUUCAGAUCCACCAAAUCAUUCACACGGGAGGGAAGACUUAUUGCUGUUCUGAAUGUGGCAAGCAGUUUCUAAAAAAGAGUUUACUUCAUAGACACCACAAAAUUCACACAGGAGAGAAACCUUAUUGCUGUUCUGAAUGUGACAAGAAGUUUUUACGAAAGACUACUCUUCAUAGACACCAAAGAGUUCACACAGGAGAGAAGCCUUAUUGCUGUUCUGUAUGUGGCAAUCGCUUUUCAGUAAAGCGCAGUCUUGUGAGACACCAAACAAUUCACACAUUGGAGAAUCCUUACUGCUGUUCUGAAUGUGGCGAGAAGUUUUUGAAAAAGAGCGAUCUUCAGAUCCACCAAAUAAUUCACACGGGAGAGAAGCCUUAUUGCUGUUCUGAAUGUGGCAAGCGGUUUCUAAAAAGAGGUAUACUCCAUAGACACCAAAGAAUUCACACAGGAGAUAAUCCUUAUUGCUGUUCUGAAUGCGGCAAGCAUUUUUCACAAAAAUGGAAUCUUCAGAUCCACCAACGAACUCACACGGGAGAAAAGCCAUAUUGCUGUUCUGAUUGUGGUAAGCAGUUUUCCAGAAAGAUCCAUCUUCAAGUCCACCAAAGAAUUCACACAGGAGAGAAACCUUAUUGCUGUUCUGAAUGUGGCAAGCAGUUUUCGCUUAAGAAGAAUCUUCUGAUCCACCAAAUAAUUCACACGGGAGAGAAACCUUAUUGGUGUUCUGAAUGUGGCAAGCAGUUUUGGCAGAAGAGCAGUCUACAGAGACACCAAAGAUUUCACACAGGAGUGAAGCCUUACUGUUGUUCUGAAUGUGACAAGCGGUUUUCACAGAAGAGCCAUCUUAAGAGACACCAAACGAUUCACACUGGAGAGAAACCUUUUUGCUGUUCUGAAUGUGGCAAUCGCUUUAAAGAAAAGGACAGUCUUCUGAACCACCAAACAAUUCACACAGGGGAGAGACCUUAUUGCUGUUCUCAGUGUGAUAAGCAGUUUUCUCUUCAGAAGAAUCUUCAGAGACACCAAAGAAUUCACACAGGAGAAAAGCCUUAUUGCUGUUCUGAAUGUGGCAAGCGUUUUUUAAAAAGGAGUUCACUUCAUAGACACCAAGGAAUUCACACAGGAGAGAAACCUUAUUGCUGUUCUGAUUGUGGCAAGAAAUUUUUGCAAAAAUCGGCUCUACAGACACACAAAAUAAUUCACACAGGAGAGAAGCCAUAUUGUUGUUCUGAAUGUAGUAAGUGCUUUUCGCUCAAAACCAGUCUUCAGAUUCACCAAAGAAUUCACACUGGAGAGAAGCCUUAUCGUUGCUCUGAAUGUGGCAAAUGCUUUUCACAAAGGAGCAUUCUUUCGACCCACCGAAAAAUGCAUAAUUGAGUGAAGCCAUAUUGCUUUUUUGAAAGUGGCAACUGCUUAUUGCAAAGGAGUAAACUUGAGCGCCACAAAUGAAUUAACAGUGGCAUCACCACAGUGGAACAGACAGGAGCACACAAGUGUAUCGUGAGUAAGAAAAUAAGAGAACCGGACACAGUCCAGUGUUCAUGUGAAGAUAAAGAGGACACCAAGUACUGCUACUUCUAUACAGCUGGUCCUGAGCUCUCAACUGAAAAGUAACCUGGGACAGUUUGUGCAAAACUGCAGGGCAGAAAUGUAAUUUUAAUUUUCAAAUUAGAUAACUGAUGCAAAUUUAGGAUACUUAACUGCAAUAAUUAAAAAUGAAAAGAAAUUAGUGUGGAGAAACUGGAAUGCCUCCAAAAAACAGCAAAAGAAGAAAUAAUACAGGAAAGGAAGCAAACAUAUAUCGGAUGGAUGCAUCAGCAGAGAAUUGCACAAAAAAAAGAUAUUUACACAUUAGAAAAUCUGAAAUUAACAACCACAUGUGAACAAAGACAACCAGAGAAAUAUUUCCCAGAAGUGGAAUGUCCUGAGAAGUAAGCGAUUCUCAAACAGUGCAAUGCUUACAGUAAAGCGAGGAGGAGGAGUUGAGAAAGGAAGGGAUGGAGGUACAGCAGAUUGAAGGUGACAACAAAAGUUUACACUUAAAAGAAAUU